Talaromyces marneffei is the source of this 1341-nucleotide messenger RNA. RefSeq lists its product as uncharacterized. The record is from RefSeq and is a predicted model, not a curated record. Gene Ontology annotation, biological process: secondary metabolite biosynthetic process. Lineage: Eukaryota; Fungi; Ascomycota; Eurotiomycetes; Eurotiales; Trichocomaceae. The coding region runs from base 1 to 1341 and encodes 446 amino acids. The transcript is spliced from 6 exons. Gene Ontology annotation, molecular function: FAD binding.
AUGGUCCAACUACCAAAUGAUAAUACCUUGCGCGUCGCUAUCAUCGGCGGCGGACCGGGCGGCCUCGCAACCGCCAUCGCUCUCUCAGCUUUAUCAAACGUGCAGGUGCAUGUAACAGUAUACGAGAAGGCUCGUGAAUUGCGAGAAAUCGGCGCCGGUCUGAAUAUCGGAUAUAACUCCUGGCGUGUUUUGGAGCUCCUCGGAGCCAGAAGUGAAGUUAAUGGGCAUUUGAUUGAUGAGGUUCAGCAGCGUAAUGGGCUAGAUGGUAACGUUCUCGCUAAGCGUGGACCCUCAAACUUACCCAUCAAUUAUCAGUCGCGUCGAGUAAGACGGACACAAUUGCAAGGAGCUCUUAUCAAUCAGGUCCCGGCUGGAAUCAUUCAACUACGCAAAGAACUAGUUUUGAUAGAGAACGUACCUGAGGGCGGAGCAAAUUUAAAUUUCUCCGAUGGCACGGAGGCAUUUGCUGACUUGGUGGUCGGAGGUGAUGGCAUUCGAUCGGUCGUAAGGCAAACCGCGUUUCCAGACCACAACAUAAAAUUUACAGGUACAACGAUUUGGCGCACUUUAGUGCCUCGGUCAUUCAUUUCCCACCUUACUGACAUCCCAACUUGCACAUCUUGGUGGCAUGGUACAGCGGGCCACGUUUACUUCUCGCCGGUAGAUGACCCAUCGGAAAGAAUCCCCGAGAAUCAAGAUGUUGAAAUAUCAGCGCGGUUCCUUGUUGAUCCCGAGACUGACACAGCCAAAAGAUGGAAUUGGGGUGUUGAUACGACGAACGAGAAUGUUGAGGCGCAUUUUACGAACUACGACGCCAGGGUGAGAGAAGCUCUCUCUCACGUCCCCAAAGGUUCAUGGAAGGAGUUCUCUGCCUUCGCUGGUCCACGAUUGAACAAACUACAUGCAUGGAAUAAACUCGUCUUGAUAGGCGAUGCAAGUCAUCCUUUAACUGGUGCAUUUGGUUCCGGCGCUGCAUUCGCAAUGGAAGAUGGCUGGAUUCUCGCGCGAAGCAUUGAAUAUGUAUUCUCUACUCUUGCAACGAAGCAAUCAUCAUUUUCGAAACAAAAUGGUCUUGAGGAAGUGUUGAGUAUUUUUGACACGAUUAGAUCCCCGUACUAUGCGCGCAUGUAUCAACAUCUCGAUAACAUGAAAGCCAAAUUUGCUGGAGUCGUCGAUACCUUCGAAGGCAGACUUCAAGCAAGAAUUGUAGCUUUUAGCGAAGGAGGUCUUGAUUGGAUUUAUCAGAAUGAUAUCGAGCAGGUGUGGAAGGAAUGGCUCCAACAAAACGAUACUUCUAUUGCAGGCCAAGGAGACGCAUUGUUUGUGAGCUCUAGUCUUUAG